AUGUCAUCAAAAUUUCUCUAUUUACUCAUCACCACUACUCUUGUUUCCGUUAUCUCCGCCCGAGAUCUUCCGGUAGAAGCGAAUGCUUUAUCCGGAAGCUUUGGUGUCGGAGCUGGAGCCAACAUGGGUAGCGGUGGCCUUCUUGGAGGAGCAAUUCCGGGAAUGAACACCGGAAUAUCUGGCGGCAUUGGUGGGAACAUCGGUACUGGUCCUGGUCUUGGUGGACUUGGCGGAGCGGGGGGUGAUGGUGGUGGUGGAACAGGUGGGCUUGGGCAAGGAUUUGGUGGUGGUGGAGUGUACGGAGGUGGCGGGGCGAUGGGUGGUCAGGGGUUUGGAAGUGGCGGCGUUGGUGGAGAUCAAGGGUUUGGUGAUGGUGGGAUGGGGCGGAGCAUUGGAAUGGGUGGCGGGAUUGGGACGGGUAACACUGGGUUGGGUAAUGCAGGAAUUGGUGGUGGACUUGGCGGCCGCCUCGGGUUUGGCAGCGGCGGCGGAGAUAUGAGUGGGCCGGCGGGGACCGGAGAAUUGCCGUGA
Molecule: messenger RNA, 531 nt
Organism: Helianthus annuus (common sunflower)
Lineage: Eukaryota; Viridiplantae; Streptophyta; Magnoliopsida; Asterales; Asteraceae
Product: acanthoscurrin-2-like
Exons: 1
Coding region: 1-531 (176 amino acids)
Source: RefSeq, a predicted model, not a curated record